UAGUAGUGCAAGCAGCUGAAGUAUCUUUCGUCGAUCGCCAUACUAAAAGCACAGGUAUUUCAGCUUAGAUCUGAGUCACCGGAGUGGUCGAAAUGGAGAGCGGGGAUGGAGUCAAUCGCUUCCCGUUUCCCUUUAAGCCGUAUCCGAUCCAGGAGCGCUUCAUGGAGGCGCUGUACACCGUGCUCGAGGAGGGCAAAGUGGGCAUCUUCGAGAGCCCCACCGGCACGGGGAAGUCUCUGAGUCUGAUCUGUGGUGCUCUGACAUGGCUGAAAGACUUUGAGGAGAAGAAACGACAAGAAGCUGAGAAGCUCCUGGAGCACACAGUGAGCGCGAGCGCAGUAGGUGGAGGAGGAAAAGACGGGGACAGAAUCACGGUUCGGGAGGAGGAGAAAAGUAACAGCGCCGGAGUUGAUGGAGAGUUGGACUGGGUUUCAGAGUUUGUGCAGAAAAGAGCAGAGAGAGAGCUGGUGAACAAAUUAAAGGAUGAAGAGAUGAAAAGGAAGAGGAGAGAGGACCGACUGGAGAUGAUCAGACACAACGCUCAGCUAAAAUACACCAUGAAGAGAAAAAACAGUGAGAAUAGCGAGACUGAAAAGCUGCUGCAGUUCAGUAAGAAGGACGCGGGAUCAGAAGACGGACCUGACGAAGACGAAGAGGACGGGCUCGUUGUUGCGGAUUACGAAAGCGAUGAAGAACCCACACCCAAAAACAGGCUCUGUGAUGAGGAGGAGGAGGAUGAUGAUGAUCUGGAGGAAGAGCAUGUCACUAAGAUUUAUUACUGCAGCCGUACACACUCGCAGCUGGCCCAGUUCGUGCAUGAAGUGCAGAAGAGUCCGUAUAACUCCACAGUCAGCUUGGUCAAUCUCGGGUCUAGACAGAAUCUGUGCAUUAAUCCAGAGGUGGCACGACUGGGAAGCGUUCAGCUGAUCAACGAUCGCUGUAUGGAGCUGCAAAAAAAUAAACACGAUAAGCAGGACAAGGUGGACUCGGAGCCUAAACGCCGCCGCGGUGCCGUCAAAGCGACCUGCGCGUUCUCAGGCUAUGAGAAGAUGAUGACGAUGCGAGACGAGGUGCUGGCGAGCGUCAGAGACAUCGAGCAGCUCGUGCAGCACGGCCGAGACACACACACCUGCCCUUAUUACAGCACACGGCUUGCUAUUCCUGCAGCUCAGGUGGUGGUGUUGCCGUAUCAAUCACUCCUUCACGCUGCGACUCGCAAGGCGUCCGGGAUCAAACUGAAGGAUCAGAUCGUCAUUAUCGACGAGGCUCACAACCUCACGGACACGAUCACGGCACUGCACAGUUCCGAGGUCAACGGAGCACAGCUCUGCAGGGCUCACUCGCAGCUCUCUCAAUACUGCGAGCGCUACAGGAGCCGCCUGAAGGCCAAGAAUCUGAUGUAUAUCAAGCAAAUCCUGUUUGUGCUGGAGGGGCUUGUGCGCACUCUUGGAGGGAAGGUGGGCCUGAAUCCUGUGACUCAGAGCACUCAGUCAGGAACUGAACUGUUAACCAUUAACGACUUCCUGUUCAGAGCUCAGAUAGACAACAUCAACCUGUUCAAGGUGCAGAGAUAUUUGGAGAAGAGUCUGAUCAGCAGGAAGUUGUUUGGAUUUUCUGAGAAGUAUGAAGGGAGCGGUGUAAGCACACACACAAGUUCUAUGAAUAAGGAGAAUCGCAGAACCGAAGGACUCGGACGCUUCUUGCAGGGCCUUCAGAGCAAAGCUACAGCUCCUGUAGAGUGUCAGGAUUCAGAAGAAGACAGACCCAUUAUGGCAUCUCCUAUGAUGCUUGUGGAAAGUUUCCUUUUCGCUCUCUCCAGCGCCAACAAAGAUGGAAGAGUGGUGAUGGAAAAACAAGCAUGCCUGGCUCAGAGUAGUGUAAAGUUUCUCAUGCUGAAUGCAGCGGUUCAUUUUGCACAAGUUCUCCAGGAAUGCAGGGCCGUCGUAAUUGCCGGGGGAACCAUGCAGCCUGUCUCAGACUUUAAGGAGCAGCUUCUCCUGUCAGCUGGAGCUCAUAAGGAGCGCAUUGCAGAGUUUUCAUGUGGUCAUGUCAUCCCUCCGGAGAAUAUUCUACCCAUAAUCCUCUGCACUGGACCCUCUGGACAGGAGCUGGAGUUUACCUUCCAGACCAGAGACAGACCACAGAUGAUGGAGGAGACGGGGCGUGUUCUGUCCAACCUGUGCAACGUGGUUCCAGGAGGCGUGGUCUGUUUCUUCCCCUCUUAUGAGUACGAGAGGAGAAUUCUGGGACACUGGGAGAGUAACGGAGUCCUCCAACGACUCGCAGCCAAAAAGAAGAUUUUCCAGGAACCGAAGAAAGCGAGUCAGGUGGAGCGGGUGUUGUCCGAGUACUCCAGGUGCAUCCAGCGCUGCAGCAAUACUGGAGGCGGCCAGUCGGGGGCGCUGUUGUUCUCGGUGGUUGGAGGGAAGAUGAGUGAAGGGAUUAACUUCUCAGAUGACCUGGGCAGAUGUAUUGUGAUGGUCGGAAUGCCGUACCCCAACAUCAAGUCCCCUGAACUUCAGGAGAAAAUGGCGUAUUUAGACAAGCACAUGCCUCAUGUCGAUGGCCGAAGUCCAGGGAAGGCUUUAAUCGAAAACCUGUGCAUGAAAGCAGUCAAUCAGUCAAUUGGCCGGGCGAUUCGUCACAGGGAUGAUUACGCCUGUAUCGUGUUGUGUGACCGGCGCUACGCCCGCACCGGCACGCUGCAGAAACUUCCGGAGUGGAUCCGAAGCAGCACACGCACUCACAGCAACUUCGGGCCGGCCUUCGCCAGCAUCAGGAAGUUUUUCCUGGAGAAGCGACGAACACAGCAGUGAGCAGAACGCCACGUGACCUCAGUUCUACAUCGCCGUCCGAAUGCAAGGGUUUGUUGUUGUUGUUUUUAAAACCAGUGUGCGUGUAGUUGUGUAAUCCUGUAAAAC
Messenger RNA from Ictalurus furcatus (blue catfish), 2921 nucleotides. RefSeq names its product DEAD/H (Asp-Glu-Ala-Asp/His) box helicase 11 (gene ddx11). Gene Ontology annotation, biological process: nucleobase-containing compound metabolic process; establishment of sister chromatid cohesion. The transcript has 27 exons. Gene Ontology annotation, cellular component: nucleus. NCBI's taxonomy places the organism in Eukaryota, Metazoa, Chordata, Actinopteri, Siluriformes, Ictaluridae. Gene Ontology annotation, molecular function: ATP binding; hydrolase activity, acting on acid anhydrides, in phosphorus-containing anhydrides; DNA helicase activity. The record is from RefSeq and is a predicted model, not a curated record. The coding region runs from base 93 to 2816 and encodes 907 amino acids.